Drosophila sulfurigaster albostrigata is the source of this 321-nucleotide messenger RNA. RefSeq lists its product as uncharacterized. The transcript has a single exon. The record is from RefSeq and is a predicted model, not a curated record. The coding region runs from base 1 to 258 and encodes 85 amino acids. Lineage: Eukaryota; Metazoa; Arthropoda; Insecta; Diptera; Drosophilidae.
AUGCGUUUCAUACGCGGCCAAAGGAAGUCGGUGCAGUUGGUCUGCAAUCAAUAUGCAUAUGCUAAGAACAAGCAGCAUGGCUCGAUGACCUAUUGGAACUGUCGCAUUCGCCGAUCGGGUUUGCCCAGUUGCAAUGCACGAAUCUCCACAAAGCGAUUGACAAAUGGCAAAUACAAAGUGUGGCUAACGCGACCCGAGCACAAUCAUCCGCCCUCGAAGCGCAUAGCACGCAUGCUCAACGAUUCCCUUGUCACCUAGAGACAGUAUUUUUAGCGUUUAAGUGAUAAAAUAUAUGGACGCCUUUUUAUAAGCGUAACACAC